CCAACCCAGGAGACCACUCUGGAACAUGCAGGGAUCCUCCUCUGACCAGUUUGGAUCUGUCUGGGCAAAAUUAUUACAUAUGUGGGGCAGGGCCCAGUUUUCUCCAAACCGAGGGAUUGCAGGUGGUGGUGGUACAUGUUGAUGGGUAUCAUGUACUUGCAGGUUGGCAGAUGCCCAUGUGCCAAUAUUGUGAAUACCCUGGGCAGCCCUUUUAUGAUGGCUUAGGUAUGCUCCCCUGGUGGCUCAUUGUGCCUGUGCUGUGCUGAAGCUGUCUGGUUCCUGCCUAGUUCAGGCCGAGCUGGGCAGUGCCAGCCUUCAGGGGCAUCUUGGCCUGUUCUCUCCAGUCUGGGUGGCCUGGUUUCCCCAGGCCAACUCAUAGAAACACUCUGGAAAUAAAGGGAGAAAGAGGAAGGAAAGGUAUGGGUGCUUGGAUGAAGGGUGGAUGGAAUCCAUUCCCUAGGGUCUCUGUAAGAGCCCAGCGUGGGAAAAUUGGUUCUGAAAGGGGAAAGUCAAUCUGUGGGAUUUGAAAGGAAAGUUUUCCUGUCUUGGGGUUGAUUCUGUGGGAGAGGGGCUCUGGGAGUCCUUCCUUUCUGAAUCUACCUUUACCCCAAAAGGUCACCUGAGUCAAAAAGGAGCCCAGGAGAAGAUACUUGCUCACCCAGGGGAUGGUUGGGGAUUGGGGAUGAAGAGGUGUGGGGAACAGUAUGGAUAUUUGGGAGACAGGAAGACUUUCAGGGAAGCGCCAUCUCUCCUUUUUCUCUUUUUUCUUUUCUCUUUUUCGUCUUUGUUUCUUGAUUCCUCCAACACUGCUAGCUGUUCCUCAUCCCCACCCCAGUACUUCUCAGCCCCCAUCUUCUUGGAAUCUAUCUCUGGGUCUUAAAACCGGUCUGGAUCCUGACACUCUAGAGUUUGGGGAGGUAGGAUGGGAUUCUUUUUAGGGGAUGUCCAUGUGCACACCCAUGUAGUCUCAGAGGUGACCAACUCAUCCCAGUUUGCCCAAGACUGUUCCAGCUUUAGCACCAUAAGUUUCUUGUUCCAGUCCCCUCAGUCCCUGGCAAACUUAGAGGCUGGUUACCUGAGUGAUCACCCUAUCACUCCAUGUUGUUUUAAUGACUGUUUGCACCACCCAGGCAGAUGCCAAAAGAGAGCAAAGGAAAUCCAGUUCUCAGGGUCAUGCCAAUGUCACCAAAACUGGGGUUGGGGUGGAGCUCUGCAUGUGGGGGGCAGGGAGUAUAGUUAGAGUGCCCAGCCUGGGCAGAGGAAGAAAGGACAUUGAGAUAGGUGGAGGUUGGGAGCAGCUUGGGAAAGGAGGCAAAGACAACCCAGUUUCUACCAGAAGGGACCUCUGGUUGACUCCAGAGCCCUGAUCCAGAAACUUUUACCCACAAACACCAACUACUGGGGCUUCUUCCUGUCCUCAUACACCCACAGAGGCUCCCUAACUUCCUCUGUUACAUAUCCCCCGCCUCACUCACCCUCUGUGGUCAGAAAGCUCUUCCUCAGCUCUGCCUUUUUGCUGUGGUUUCAACUAAUUUCUUUUCAUCACAUCCUCUGCCUGACAGCUACUGGGUCCGCUCUGCUCUGGCUUUUCUCAAAGCAGAGAAAGGGAGGGGACAUACUACUAAGAGUAAGGGACCUCAGUGAACACCAUUAUACCUUUGAAACGGAAGAAAGAAGGCUCAUGGUCAGAUUUCAGGAAAACCUUUCCAGUUAUUAACUUCUGCAGGAGAGUUCAAGAGAUUGCCCUCCUUCCGGGGGAGGCAAAGAGUGACCCUUUUGGGGGCUGUUUCCCUUUCCACAUUCUUAGUUUCCUCUGUUGGCAGGGCAAGCAUGAGGAAUCACUGCCCCCACUCCUUCAUGCCUGCUUCCUAUGCUCAGCCUCUACUCUUUUCUGUCUGUCUAGGGUUGGACUGGAAAGUUGGCUUUGGGAAGUUAGGAAAGAGAUGGUGCUAACCUCAUUGCCCAGUGCCCAGAUCUUAAAUCCAAACUAAUGGGGUAGGGUAGCCACAUGGGCAAUCAUGAGGCAAGUGGAUGUGGGAAGGGGAAGAAAUUGGCAUUCUAUGGAAGGGAUUUUGGCUUCUACCAAAGGGAAAGGAGUAUUGACUGGCCUAGAAUGGAAUUAAUCCUUUUAACUGAGGAGAGGGAUAAGGGUGCUGGAAGAGGGCCCUCUGCCCCCAAGUUUGCUCAUGACUUGAACCCAAGCCAAACUAGGGUGCUGUCUUUAAGGCAUGUUACCUAACCCAAAUCCAGAACCUAGCUGCAGCUCCAACCUAUACUUCGUAUUAGUCUAAAAAUCUAUAUUGUUCCCACAAAAUGUAAAGAUGCUUCAACAUUUGGGCCUCUCAAUCUGAGCCCUCUCUGGCAGAAUUCCUUCCCUUCUGCUCCGGUAUGACAUAAAUUAUUACUUUGUUCAAUUCUCCAGUCUGGACCUGCACCUGAGGCCACACCCGGGCCUACUCACUCCCCUCACCCCUCUUUCCUCUCUCACAGCCCCUUCCAGGGCCAAGCUCAUCUGACCCCACCCCUGAGGAGUCCUACCUGCUGGGUUUUUCAGGAACACACAGACUAUCCCCCCUCCCAGUGAAGGGAGGAGAUAGGAGUUUCAGCCCCACCCUCAGGAAGAUGUGUCUUCCCCCUCCCCUGCUUCUUAGCACUUCCUCUCUGGCUGACUUAGCCGAAGGCACCCGGACCAGGGUCCAGCCCCCUGGAAAUAGGACAGACCUAGGGAAGGCUACACCACUCUGCCCUGUGUCUGGGAUUGGCACCAGCUUCCAACCAGUAGCUGGUAAAGCCUUCCCCUCUUCUCCAGGUGACAUGUUCAUAUCUUUGCUGGCUAUCAUCCUACUGUCAGUGGCACUGGCUGUGGGCCUUCCUGGCAACAGCUUUGUGGUGUGGAGCAUACUGGUAAAGAUGCGGAAGCGCUCUGUCACUGCCCUGCUGGUGCUGAACUUGGCUCUGGCUGACUUGGCUGUGUUGCUCACUGCCCCCUUUUUCCUCCACUUCCUGGCCCAAGGCACCUGGAGUUUUGGACUGGCAGGCUGCCGCCUGUUCCACUACAUCUGUGGAGUCAGCAUGUAUGCCAGUGUCCUGCUGAUCAUGGCUAUGAGUCUGGACCGCUCACUGGCAGUGGCCCGCCCUUUUAUAUCCCAGAAGCUGCGCACCAAGGCGAUUGCCUGCUGGGUGCUGGUAGGCAUCUGGGGGGUGUCCGUUUUGCUGGCCAUACCCGUCAUCGUGUACCGCAAGUUAACCUUGAGACCAAACAACAGGAGCCUGGUCUGCUUCCUGAAGUACCCCAGCGAAGGACACAAGGCUUUUCAUCUGCUCUUCGAGGCCUUCACUGGCUUUCUGCUGCCUUUCCUGGCCGUAGUGGUCAGCUACUCGGACAUUGGGCGCAGGCUGCAGGCCCGGCGCUUCCGCCGCAGCCGCCGCACCGGCCGCCUGGUGGCGCUCAUCAUCCUGGCCUUCGCGGCCUUCUGGCUACCCUACCAUGUGGUGAACCUGGCGCAGGCCGGCCGCUUGCUGGCCGGCAGGACCGCUGAGUCCGGGCCUACCGGGCAUCGGCUGUACCUGGCCCGCCAAGUGCUCAUCGCGCUGGCCUUCCUGAGCAGCAGCGUGAACCCUGUGCUGUACGCGUGCGCUGGCGGUGGCCUGCUGCGCUCAGCCGGCGUGGGCUGGGUUGCCAAGCUGUUGGAGGGCACGGGCUCCGAGGCGUUGAGCACCCGCCACAGGGGCACCGUGGGCCAGACGAUGCGGGAUGUCCGCGCCUGUCCUGAGCCUGGACCCACCGAGAGCCUCGCUGCCUGCACCAACAGUACCGAGUGAAGCAACUGAACUGGGGGCACUAGUGGUGGGGAAGGACUCUCGUUUUCCUCCUGCAGAGCGUCCCCAAGUGGACCUGACCCAAUUCUGUUCCCCAAGGAGGAGCACGGGCCUGGGGGUGGAGAGAAGAGGGAGGGGAGGGGCAAGUAUGGGCAGAGGGGGAGCCUGACUCCCACGCCGCUUUACAAUUAAACCUAAAUCUGAAAUUGGGCCAACCCUGUGUUUGGGGUUGUAUGCAUUGUAUGCAUUAUGGAGGAUAGGGGUGAUCCUGGGAGUCCUUGUAGGGGUCCUUCUCAGUAAUGGAGAGGCACAUCCUUUAAUUUCUCAUCAUUUUCAGUGUGGGGAGGGACCAAAGACAGACAUAGAAACCAGGCAUAGAAAUUCCCUCCCCCUGAGGUAGAAGGUCUGCAGAUCAUACUGUGAACAACACAGGUAUGCAGGCUCCUGAAGGAGCUGACUACAGAAGCACACAGUGCACUCAUCACUUCAGACUCCCCGACUUAGCUGGUCUUCUGCGAAAAUUUAGCACUGCUGUGGGACCUCUGCCCUGAAGCCUGUGGUAGGUAUCAUUGUUGGCAUGACUACAACUACCUGCCAGUAAUCGUCCUCCUGGCGGAAGACAUUUGAGGGGAUUGCCUUCCUCUCCUCCAUCUCCCAAGGAGGCCACACUUGAGAACCAAGUCAUCAGAUUUUACCCUCUAGAAUUCUGCACAUCAGCAUUCCUCCAGCCCGUAAAACAUACUCUGGCACAGGGUGGGGCUGAGGGCCUUCUGUGAUCAUGGUCACCCUUAGGAAGCAAAGAUUCCCAAAAGUGAGAGGGAUGAGUCAUUCUUCCCCAGGGCCGACUAGUCCUAGCCUUGACUGGCUCUGUUCUGACAGCCUUUUAUAGGAAGAUGUAGUAGCAGUGAUAGCAGUGUACUUUUUGCAUCUCUUGCAUAAAAAAAGAAAGAGCAACUAGAAGAAAAACCAAAGAUCCAUGUGCAAAAUCUGCAACAACCUAAGGUGUCAAGAUAUCCCCCAUGGACCCUAAAAUAUGAGUAGGUGGGAAAGAAUCAUGGAUGCUUCAAGACCCACAUAAUAUCAUCAUCUGUGCAGAAAGAUGCAGAAGGAAGCAAGGGGGCAUCUGAGAGACCUGAGACCAGGAGAACCCUGAAACUGUCUACAGGUCCUCACUGGAAAGCAUGGUGGGUCAAUCUGGAAAAGGCAGCUAAAACACAGAGGGACCUAAUAGAUUACUACCCAGGCCUCUCGCUCAUGUUGCAAAGUAAGCAUGUCAUAGGUGCUUAUGUAAGUGUCUGUUGAAUGAAUAAAGAUGAAAUGACAUUUUCCUGGAGAUUCCCUCCAGUAUUUGUGGGUAGGGAGCAGAAAAGGACAUAUCCUU
Molecule: messenger RNA, 5200 nt
Organism: Manis javanica (Malayan pangolin)
Lineage: Eukaryota; Metazoa; Chordata; Mammalia; Pholidota; Manidae
Gene: LTB4R
Product: leukotriene B4 receptor
Biological process (GO): phospholipase C-activating G protein-coupled receptor signaling pathway; positive regulation of cytosolic calcium ion concentration; inflammatory response
Cellular component (GO): plasma membrane
Molecular function (GO): leukotriene receptor activity; complement receptor activity
Source: RefSeq, a predicted model, not a curated record